Molecule: messenger RNA, 516 nt
Organism: Diutina rugosa
Lineage: Eukaryota; Fungi; Ascomycota; Pichiomycetes; Serinales; Debaryomycetaceae
Gene: NAT5
Product: peptide alpha-N-acetyltransferase subunit
Exons: 1
Coding region: 1-516 (171 amino acids)
Biological process (GO): mitotic sister chromatid cohesion
Cellular component (GO): NatA complex
Molecular function (GO): acyltransferase activity, transferring groups other than amino-acyl groups
Source: RefSeq, a predicted model, not a curated record
AUGGGUCGAGACAUCAUCUCCCUUGACGACGUCACGCCAAACAACCUUGGCGUGCUCAAAAAGAUCAAUGAGGCGGUGCUCCCCACCACCUACCCGGAAGCGUGGUACCAGGACUCAUUGAACUCGAGCCACAUCAUCAAGCUCGCCUAUUUCAGCGAACUUCCCGUUGGGGCGAUCAGAGGCAAGGCCAUUGUUUCCCAACCUCAGCUGUACGACUCGCUGGUAGCGUCGUCAUCAAUUAAAGAUGCCGUGCCUCUGGCGGUCUACAUCGAGCUGUUAGCGGUGCUUCCUGCGUACCAACACCAAGGCAUCGGUCUGAAGCUUUUACAGUACUUGGAGGAACAAACCAAGGAGAAAUUCAUUCACAAGAUUGUUUUGCACGUUCACGUGGACAAUAAGGAUGCCCAAAAGUGGUACGAAUCCCGUGGAUUCGUCAAAGGGGACGUUGUCGCUGACUACUAUAAGGAGCAAGGGUUGGACAACCCGGACGCCUACAUCUACACUAAAGAGGUAUGA